AAAGCGAACCAAUACUCCUCCCUCUACUAGUCCUAAAAUCUGAAGGUCCAAAAACCAGAAAGGCAUCCUGAAGGGGAUAGAUAGAGUGAGAGAGAGCAAAAGUAGAGUUCAAAAAUGGCGUUACCAUACGCUUCGUCGUCGGCAAUAACAUCAACAUUAUCGACAACCAACAACAAAACCCCAUUUCUGGGUUUCACAUUUGUCUCUGUGAAACCUUCUUUUUCAGUUAAAACCUUAAAUAAUAAUAAUUCUAAGCAGCAAUCUCUUUCAAUUCGUUGUCAGAAUCUAACUGCUGUACCUAAAGAUGAACGAUGGAUGUUUGAAGAUUCUGAAAUCGGUGGACCAGACAUUUGGAACAAGACCUGGUAUCCUAAAGCUGCUGAUCACAUAAACACAGAGAAGAAAUGGUAUGUAGUUGAUGCGACUGACUUAAUUUUGGGCAGAAUGGCAUCAACCAUCGCCAUUCACAUUCGUGGGAAGAAUCUCGCAACCUACACUCCCAGUGUUGACAUGGGGGCUUUUGUAAUUGUGAUUAAUGCAGAAAAAGUUGCUGUAUCUGGGAAGAAAAGAUUGCAAAAGCUAUAUAGGAGACAUUCUGGAAGACCAGGUGGUAUGAAGGUAGAGACUUUUGAUCAGCUCCAACAGAGAAUUCCUGAAAGAAUAGUCGAGCAUGCUGUUCGUGGAAUGCUUCCGAAAGGAAGACUGGGUAGAGCGCUUUUCAACCAUCUUAAGGUAUACAAGGGUGGGGAGCAUCCACAUGAGGCCCAAAUGCCUGUUGAUCUUCCAAUAAGAGACAAAAGGAUACGAAUUCAGAAAUAGGCAUUAGUUGGGGUUUUAACACUUCUGAAGAUGGUGAUCAUGAGCCUGGGCUUUCUUGAAUAUGUACAACUAAUUAUUGUGUAUGAUUUUGUAUGAAUCUAGUGGAUAUCAAGUAAAUUUCAUUUUGAGUUUUUGUAGAAUCUUUGUCCAACUUUGAGUUCUCAUGUUAUGCAAGGAAUUUCAUAGACUAUCUGAUCACUUCUUCUGUGGUAAUGCCGCCUUUUAGAAUUUGGUCACCAUUGUAUGUGUUUGGGAAACAAUUUUACUAUAUGAUACGUGGAAUUAUAACACCCAGUUCAUCG
Messenger RNA from Papaver somniferum (opium poppy), 1121 nucleotides. RefSeq names its product 50S ribosomal protein L13, chloroplastic-like. Lineage: Eukaryota; Viridiplantae; Streptophyta; Magnoliopsida; Ranunculales; Papaveraceae. The transcript is spliced from 4 exons. The record is from RefSeq and is a predicted model, not a curated record. Gene Ontology annotation, biological process: translation; negative regulation of translation. Gene Ontology annotation, cellular component: ribosome; cytosolic large ribosomal subunit. Gene Ontology annotation, molecular function: mRNA binding; structural constituent of ribosome. Bases 115 to 819 code for a protein of 234 amino acids.